Mauremys reevesii (Reeves's turtle) is the source of this 2436-nucleotide messenger RNA. RefSeq names its product Src like adaptor 2 (gene SLA2). Bases 668 to 1477 code for a protein of 269 amino acids. Gene Ontology annotation, molecular function: protein binding. Lineage: Eukaryota; Metazoa; Chordata; Testudines; Geoemydidae. The record is from RefSeq and is a predicted model, not a curated record. The transcript has 9 exons.
UACAGUGGAGGCUCUGCACCCAGAGUGCCCUGCUUCAGGCUGGGGCAUCUGCUCACAGCUGACAGGAUGCUGCAAGCAGCUGCUCUCUGAGCAGAAACAGAAACCAGCGCUCCAGCCUCCUCUCCAGCACUUGCGCACAUCACAGGAAACGUGAACGGGUCGUGGCUCCGAGGCCCCAGCCAGCUCCCUCCUGUCACACACCUCACACUCAGCAAUAAGCUACACAGAAGUUUCUAGUACCAGAGGACAGCAGCACCUAGGAGAGAGACAGGGGCCUGCUGCCGGGGGGUUCUGAACAGCAUAAUCUAGCAGUUCGGAGAGCCUGCAGUGGUGGGCUCUGCACUGCACAGGGGAGCCACCAGCUGGGAGAGCCUGCAGUGGUGGGCUCUGCACUGCACAGGGGAGCCACCAGUUGGGAGAACCUGCAGUAGUGGGUUCAGAGGAGUCCUAGUGCCUCCCUGUGUGCAGGUGGAUUUUGCCCAGCACUGGAGUGACUCCUGCCCUAGGCAGCCUGCCGCAGCAGGAGGGGUGACACUGCAGACUCUGCACAGCAUCUGCCAAGCUCUGAGGAGCCCUGUAGCGUCUUCGUUGAGAUGAGAGUCAACUUUCUCUCCCUGCUGCAGAAGGUCAGAGCUGUUUGCUGAGGCCCCACUGGUGCCCGGAAGUGAUGGGAAGUUUGCCCAGCAGGAGCAAGCAGCUUGUCAUUCAGCCCAGCCCAGCUGCUGCCAUGCAGGCCACUGCUCCCGUGCAGACAGGUCUGAACAGCUACGUGGCAGUUGCCUUGUGCUCUUUCCCCGCAGGGAGGGAGGCAGAGACCGUCCUGCGACCAGGCGAGCAGCUGAAUGUCCUGUCUGAGGAUGGGGAAUGGUGGAACGUGGUGUCACUAGUCACCGGCAAGGAGUGUUCGGUCCCCAGCAGCCACGUAGCGAAGGUGUGGCACAGGUGGCUGUAUGAGGGCGUUAGCCGGGAGAAAGCCGAGGAGCUGCUGCUUCUGCCGUGCAACCACAGCGGUUCCUUCCUGAUCCGAGAGAGCCAGACCAGGCAAGGCUGCUACUCCUUGUCAGUCAGGCGGACCAACCACUCCUCCUGGGACUCCGUCAAACACUAUCGCAUCAACCGCCUGGAGAACGGCUGGCUCUACAUCGCCCCACGCCUCACCUUCCCCAGCCUGCAGGAGCUGGUGGACUAUUACUCCGAAAUCGGGGAUGGGUUGUGCUGCCUCCUCAAGGAGCCGUGCUUCAUCCAAGGAGCAGUUCGCGUCCCAGCCCAGAACCUGGCCCCGCCUGUGGUCGUCAAGAAAUCAUCUCUCAACUGGCAGGAGCUUGACAGCUCGGCCCUGUUUUCAGAGGCUCCAGCCCCAGAAGGGGAGUCCCCUGUCAGCCUGGGCCUGCGGGAAGCCAUCAGCUCCUACCUCUUUCUGACGGAAGAGCUGCCCCCGGAGAAGGGCGAGAAGGGCAGUCUAUGGAAGAGCGCCUGAGGGUGCCAUACCCAGAACAUGGUGUCAGGGACCGUGGUCUCAGCAAACCAAGCUGCUUCUCCAGCCCCUGGACUUUUACCCCCCACCCUCCACCCCCCAUAUAAAUUAUUAGUCUGAUGCAAAGUAAUUUAUUGCAGCAGCGCUGCUCUGAGCUGUCCCCCCCCAGCUGGCCUUGUCUCAUGUUUGAACCCAGCUGGUUGGGUGGGGUGGUCCGGGUGCUUUCGACCUGACUCAGGUCCAGCUGGGCCUGGAUCCACCGCUCGCUGCAAGGAACCCAGCGCCUGCUGCUCGGAGUCACUCUCUCACCUCCAGUGCUGGCAGCUUUGGCUGAGCUUACUCCCAGCACACAAGCAGCCUCUGAGGACGCCUUACCGGGCCCAGUGGCCAGAAGGAAAGGACUUGCUAGAAAGAGGAGUUUGGGGUGAAUUAUAAUGUACAGAGGCCCUGUUAUGUGCUGUGUGUAAGAGAGUUCGAUGCCAGUGCACGUGAUGCUCUGACUGACUGGCCUUGCCUAACACUGAAUACAACAGACAGAGACAGGGCAGAAUCAGCCUGCAGCCCUCAGUCCAGAUCUGCGUGCUCCAUACACAGCGCUGGCCAACUCCAGGCUCACGGCCCCUCCGAGCACCAGCCUGAGAGCUGGGGCCAUCGCCAACUGCAGGCUCCCAUGUCUGACGUCAGCCUGUCAUCAUGGGCCUGCAGCAGAGAAAGUCGAGUGCCUCUCCGCACAUGCUGCGAAGACAAACUCCCCUAAAGCCAGGCCAUGCAACCCUGUAAGACACUGGCCUGGCCCAAGCAGUUCAUAAAGGGGCCAUGAGCCUGAGGCCAGGAAAUGGCUUCCAACUACUGGGCUGUAGUUGUCAACUGAAAUAAAAUGCAAAUAUUGAAUAACUGAGCUGUGUCCUGUGGCAAUGGCACCAGCACGUCCCUCCCACCUGACAGGUCAUGGCCCUAGGACA